GUAAGAGAGAGAAGGGGUUGACAAGCCGAUUAGCUGCUUUACGGUAAAAUCCAGAGAAAGUGAGCACUAAUGGGAAUGUGGAUUUUAUCCCUCCAGGAAUCCUAUUUAGCCCGCUAGGAAUUAACCUUGACUGUAAUUAGGUCCCUGAGAGCAGUGACCCUUCCAGAGAAUGUUCAGAGACCUCUAUUUUGUUUAGACACCUUGUGUGGGUGGAACUUCCUGUUUACACAGAGGGCAGCAUAAAGCCUAGUUGCUCUGAGGAAUGUUUGGGACCAGAUCAAUUGCAGGGAAUAAGGUACAAUACAGUCUGGUCUCCUCCGGUUGCCUUCUCCCUGCAGCAUGGAGAGGAACAAACUCCUCCAUCCAAGUCUUACUCUCCUUCUUCUGCUCUUCCUGCCUACAGAUGCCUCAGUCUCUGGAAAACCGCAAUACCUGGUGCUGGUCCCCUCCCUGCUCCACACUGGGACCCCUGAGAAGGGCUGCCUCCUUCUGAGCCAUCUGAAUGAGACAGUCACUGUAAGCGCCUCCUUGGAGUCCCUCAGAGAGAACAGGAGCCUCUUCACCAACAUACUGGCCGAGAAGGACUUAUUCAACUGUGUCUCCUUCACAGUCCCAAGAUCUUCAUCCCAUGAGGAAGUCAUGUUCCUCACUGUCCAGGUGAAAGGAGCAACCCAAGAAUUCAAGAAGCGGACCACAGUGUUGGUGAAAAAUGAAGAGAGUCUGGCCUUUGUCCAGACAGACAAACCCAUCUACAAACCGGAGCAGACAGUGAUGUUUCGUGUUGUCUUGUUGGAUGAAAACUUUCACCCCCUGAAUAAAUUGAUUCCGCUAGUGUAUGUGGAGGACCCCAAAGGAAAUCGCAUCAUGCAAUGGCAGCACCUCCAAGUAGAGAAUGGCCUCAAGCAACUGAGCUUCCCCCUCUCCUCAGAGCCCUUUCAGGGCUCCUACAAGGUGGUGGUACAGCAGGAAUCAGGUGAAACGGCAGAGCAUCCCUUCACCGUGGAGGAAUUCGUGCUUCCUAAGUUUGAAGUACAAGUGAGGACACCACAGAUAAUCACCAUCUUGGAAAAAGCAGUGAAUGUGUCGGUGUGUGGCCUAUACACUUAUGGGAAGCCUGUCCCAGGACAUGUGACCAUAAGCAUCUGCAGAAAGUACAGCAACCCUUCUACCUGCUUUGGUGGAGAGUCUCAAGCUAUCUGCGAGAAGUUCAGUGGGGAGCUAAACAGCCAGGGAUGCUUCUCUCAGAGUGUGGAAACCAAGGUCUUCCAGAUGAAGAGACAAGAGUUUGAAAUGAAACUUGAAGUGGAGGCGAAGAUCAAAGAGGAAGGAACAGAGGUGGAAUUAACCGGCAAGGGGUCCACUGAAAUAACAAGAACCAUAACCAAACUCUCGUUUGUGAAAGUGGACUCAUAUGUUAGACGAGGAAUUCCCUUCUUUGGGCAGGUACGCCUGGUGGAUGGGAAAGGUGUCCCUGUGCCAAAGAAAGUCAUCUUCAUCACCGCAAACGAAGCCAAAUAUGAGUCUAAUGCCACAACUGAUGAGCACGGCCUGGUGCAAUUCUCCAUCAACACCACCGAGAUCAUGGGCACCUCGCUCACUAUCAGGGUCAAACACAAAGAUCACAGUCCCUGUUACGGCUACCAGUGGGUCUCAGAAGAACAUGAAGAAGCGUAUCACACUGCGAAUCUCGUAUUCUCCCAAAGCAAGAGCUUUGUCCACUUAGAGCCGGUGCCUCAAGAAUUGCCCUGUGGCCAAACUCAGACAGUCCAAGCACAUUAUGUACUGAAUGGCCAGGUCCUGCGGGAGCUGAAGGAGCUCGUGUUCUAUUACCUGAUAAUGUCAAAGGGAGGCAUUGUCCGAGCUGGGACUCAUACACUGCCCGUGGAGCAGGGAGACAUGAAAGGCUCUUUUUCCUUGUCAUUCCCCGUGGAGGCAGACCUCGCUCCCAUCGCUCGGCUGCUCAUCUAUGCCAUUUUACCCGACGGGGAAGUGGUUGGGGAUUCUGCAAAAUAUGAGGUUGAAAACUGUCUGCCCAACAAGGUGGGUUUGCACUUCAACCCAGCACAAGGUCUCCCGGGGUCCCACGCCCACCUGCAAGUCACCGCUUCCCCUAAGUCCCUCUGCGGCCUCCGCGCUGUGGACCAGAGUGUGCUGCUCCUGAAACCCGAGGCCGAGCUUUCCCCCACCACGGUUUAUAACCUGCUACCAGUAAAGGACCUCAACAGUUUCCCUGAGAGUUUAAAUCAACAGGAGGAAGAUAAUGAAGAUUGCAUCAGUCAGCAUAAUGUCUAUAUCAAUGGGAUCAUGUAUUCCCCAGUAUCAAAUACGAAUGAAAAAGAUGUCUAUAGCUUCCUACAGGAUAUGGGCUUAAGGGUAUUUACCAACACCAAGAUUCAUAAACCCAAAAUAUGUUCACCACUUCCAUUAUAUGAAAUGCAGACAUCUCGAAGGCUACUAGCUUCUCCAGCCUUAGCGGAAAUGGAUAGAGGAGGCCAUGCCCUCAUGAACAUGGUACGCAUAUCAGAGCCUCUCGCCACGGAGACUGUGCGCAAGUACUUCCCUGAGACGUGGAUCUGGGAGUUGGUGCCCGUAAACGACUCGGGUGUGGCUGAAAUAGAAGUGACCAUCCCCGAUACCAUCACUGAGUGGAAAGCAGGGGCCCUCUGCCUGGCCAGUGACAUUGGACUUGGUCUCUCUCCGACUGCCUCUCUCCAAGCCUUCCAGCCAUUCUUUGUGGAGCUCACAAUGCCCUACUCAGUGAUCCGUGGAGAGGGCUUCACGCUCAAGGCCACUGUGUUCAACUACCUUCCCAAAUGCAUCCGGGUCAGUGUGCACCUGAUGGACUCUCCUGCAUUCCUAGCUGUCCCAGAAGAGAAGGAAGAAAAGGCCCACUGCAUCUGUGGGAAUGGCCGGCAAACUGUGUCCUGGGCAGUAACCCCAAAAUCAUUAGAGAAGGUGAAUUUCACAGUGACUGCAGAGGCACUGUCGUCUCAAGAGCUGUGUGGGACUGAGGCGGCUAUGGUCCCCGAAUAUGGAAGGAAGGACACAAUCAUCAAGUCCCUGUUGGUUGAACCUGAAGGACUAGAGAAGGAAGUAACAUUCAACUCCCUGCUUUGUCCAUCAGAUGCUGGGGCGUCUGAACAAUUAUCUCUGAAGCUGCCCCCAAAUGUGGUAGAAGACUCUGCUCGUGCCUUCUUCUCAGUUCUGGGAGACUUAUUAGGCUCUGCCAUGAGAAACACACAAAACCUCCUCCAAAUGCCCUACGGCUGUGGAGAACAGAAUAUGGUCCUCUUUGCUCCUAACAUCUAUGUUCUGGAUUACCUGAAUGAAACACAGCAGCUGACUGCAGAGAUCAAGUCCAAGGCCAUUCGCUACCUCAACACCGGUUACCAGAGACAGCUUCUCUACAAGCACUACGAUGGCUCCUAUAGCACCUUUGGGGAGCACUAUGGCAGAAGUGAGGGCAAUACCUGGCUCACAGCCUUUGUAAUGAAGACUUUUGCCCAGGCUCGAACCUACAUCUUCAUUGAUGAAACGCAUAUUACCGAAGCCCUCACCUGGCUCUCCCAAAAGCAGAAGGACAAUGGCUGUUUCAGGAGCUCUGGGUCACUGCUCAACAAUGCCAUUAAGGGUGGAGUGGACGAUGAAGUAACCCUCUCUGCCUAUGUCACCAUUGCACUUCUGGAGAUUCCUCUCGCUGUCACUCACCCUGUCGUCCGCAGUGCCCUGUUCUGCCUGGAGACAGCCUGGAAGUCAGCCCAGGAGGGAUCCCAAGGCAGCCAUGUCUACACCAAGGCACUGCUGGCCUACGCCUUUGCCCUGGCGGGUAACCAGGAAAAGAAGAAAGAAGUGCUCCAGUCACUAGAUGCGGAAGCCGUGAAGGAAGGUGAUUCCAUCCACUGGACACGACCUCGGAAACCCGAGGCACCAGUGCAGCAUUUUUACAAACCCCGGGCGCCCUCAGCUGAGGUGGAGAUGACGGCCUACGUGCUCCUCACCUGCCUCACAGCCCAGUCCGCCCUGAGCUCGGAGGACCUGAACCUCGCUACGCUCAUCAUGAAGUGGAUCACAAAGCAGCAGAAUUCCCAAGGGGGCUUCUCCUCCACGCAGGACACAGUGGUGGCUCUCCAUGCUUUGUCCAAAUACGGAGCAGCCACUUUCACCAGGACCGGGAAGGCUGCAGAGGUGACCAUCCAAUCCACAGGGACAUUCUCCAAAAAAUUCCAAGUGAACAACGACAACCUCCUGUUACUACAGCAGAUAUCAUUGCCAGCAGUGCCUGGAGAAUACAGCAUAACAGCAACAGGAAAAGGAUGUGUUUACCUCCAGACAUCUCUGAAGUACAAUAUUCUCCCGAAAAAGGAAGACUUCCCAUUUGCUUUGGAGGUGCAGACUCUGCCGCCAACAUGUGAACCCAAAGCCCACACCAGCUUCCAGAUCUCAGUGAAUGUCAGUUACACUGGAAGCCGUCCAGCCUCCAACAUGGCGAUUGUUGAUGUAAAGAUGGUAUCUGGCUUCAUUCCUUUGAAACCAACAGUGAAAAUGCUUGAAAGAUCUGACAACGUGAGCCGAACAGAGGUCAGCAGCAACCAUGUUUUGAUUUACCUGGAUAAGGUGACAGAUCAGUCCCUGAGCAUGUCCUUCACGGUUACACAGGACAUCCCAGUAAGAGAUCUGAAACCAGCCAUAGUGAAAGUCUAUGACUAUUAUGAGACAGCUGAGUUUGCCAUCGCUGAGUACAACGCUCCUUGCAGCAAAGAUCCCGGAAAUGUUUAAAGGCCACAUCAAUAAAAACUGCUUUGCUGGAGUCCCUGUUCCACAGCUUCAGUUCUCCAUAUUAGAAAAGAGUGUAUCUCUGAAAGCUUAAUAAAUAAACCUUUUUUUUUUUCUGGUCAGAGUC
Sus scrofa (pig) is the source of this 4900-nucleotide messenger RNA. RefSeq names its product alpha-2-macroglobulin (gene A2M). Gene Ontology annotation, molecular function: endopeptidase inhibitor activity; protease binding. Lineage: Eukaryota; Metazoa; Chordata; Mammalia; Artiodactyla; Suidae. The record is from RefSeq and is a predicted model, not a curated record. Gene Ontology annotation, cellular component: extracellular region.